This is a messenger RNA of Tarenaya hassleriana, 1515 nucleotides long. Its product is annotated as E2F transcription factor-like E2FE. Gene Ontology annotation, molecular function: DNA-binding transcription factor activity, RNA polymerase II-specific; RNA polymerase II cis-regulatory region sequence-specific DNA binding. The transcript has 11 exons. The record is from RefSeq and is a predicted model, not a curated record. Gene Ontology annotation, cellular component: RNA polymerase II transcription regulator complex. The coding region runs from base 129 to 1298 and encodes 389 amino acids. Gene Ontology annotation, biological process: regulation of transcription by RNA polymerase II. Lineage: Eukaryota; Viridiplantae; Streptophyta; Magnoliopsida; Brassicales; Cleomaceae.
UCUUUCAACGUUUCCUCCAUUCCCCCAAAUUUUUCGAUUUAUGUUUUAAAGCCCUUCGAGCCUUCUAUCUCUCCAAAUCUCUCUCUCUGUCUCCGAGGAUUCUCAGAUCUGUCGCGGGCGAGAUCGACAUGCCGCACUCGUCCACUUCCACGCCGGAAUCUUCUUCCUCCAGACACCAUUCUUACAGCAGGAAGCAGAAGUCUCUGGGACUUCUCUGUACCAACUUCUUGACACUGUACAAUCGAGAUGAAAUUGAGAUGAUUGGGCUUGAUGACGCUGCUGCGAAAUUAGGAGUUGAGCGACGGAGGAUUUAUGACAUUGUUAAUGUGCUCGAAAGUGUCGGGGUUUUGACGAGAAGAGCUAAAAAUCAGUAUACAUGGAAAGGGUUCAGUGCGAUCCCAGGAGCCUUGAAAGAGCUAAAGGAUGAGGGAGUCAAGGACACUUUUCACCGAUUCUAUACCAAUGAGAACGUAAAAGUAUCCGAUGAUGAGGACGAUGAGGAAGACACUUCCCAGCCUCAUUCUAGCAGCCAAAAUGAUAGUUCAAAACCCGAAUCUCUUCCCAAUUCUUCAGCUUCAUCUAAAAUAGAUAACCGGAGAGAAAAAUCUUUAGGCCUUCUUACUCAGAAUUUUGUCAAGCUCUUUGUUUGCUCUGAAGCUCAGGUCAUCUCUCUUGACGAAGCUGCAAAAUUACUGCUUGGUGAUGCCCACAACACGUCGAUCAUGAGAACAAAAGUAAGACGGCUGUAUGAUAUUGCAAAUGUAUUAUCGUCCAUGAAUCUCAUAGAGAAGACCCACACUUCCGAUACACGAAAACCAGCUUUCAAGUGGUUGGGAUACAGCGGCCAACCUCUUCACAUUCCAAGCAAUGAUUUGAAGCAAAGCGAAUCAAGAAAAAGGGUUUUUGGGACUGAUCUUACGAAUACCAAUGUCAAGAGGAACAAACCAGCAUCCUUUACACAUGAGAGUACAUCAGAAAAGAUGCACCGGAUGGGUAAACAGACAGUAGCUGAGAGUUCAUCUAACAAAACCAGUAAGGUUCCGGAAUCAGUACACGGAACAAGGAGUUACCAGUUUGGUCCUUUCGCACCUGCCAGUGUUACGAGUCAUCAUAGUGUCGCUCUGGAUAACAGCUCGAAGAGUGUUACCGAUUUGGAGAAUCUAGCUUCAGUCCACCGUCCUUGUUACCAAAACCAAGCUUUGAGAGACCUCUUUGCUCAUUACAUGGAAGCUUGGAAGUCAUGGUAUAGUGAAGUUGCAAGGAAGAAUCCAUUAGCCGAAACCUCACAACACCAUUAGAACUUCUUUUUUUUUUGAGAUUGGUACAGAUUUAAGAUGCCAUUGGUUCUCCCUCCACCCCUUCCCUUUGCCUUUGUGUCUCUUUCCUUGUAACUGUCGGAAUUGACAACAGAGGUAACCAGAACGCAUGUUCGGUGUGCGUUGAAAAUGACUGUAUUAGCCACCCUUUAGCAAUUCGCUCAUUGCUUUUGCUACUAAUGAAAACUCUUGUAUGUUA